Messenger RNA from Prunus dulcis (almond), 780 nucleotides. RefSeq lists its product as uncharacterized. The coding region runs from base 142 to 579 and encodes 145 amino acids. The record is from RefSeq and is a predicted model, not a curated record. NCBI's taxonomy places the organism in Eukaryota, Viridiplantae, Streptophyta, Magnoliopsida, Rosales, Rosaceae. The transcript has 2 exons.
UGUAAACAAUUGGUAUUGGAUAAACCUUGGACAAUGGGGUUUUAGUUUCAGAGCUGCCGCUGCUCAGUCUCACUCUUCUCCUCUCAACUUGAAGGUUCCAUUUAACAGGCAAUCAAGGCAGAAUAACACAUUGUUAUAAACAUGGCAAGUGUGAUCAUGGCCCCAACCUUCAGCUCAAUCUCAGUCAACAGAACCGGCGGAGAUUGCAGUAAGUGGAGUAGUACUAACAGGCAACGUCGUGGUAUGAAAUUAAAGGCAAUGCGGAUAGAGAAACCUCUGGAGGAAUUGUACCAAGUGAGAGUGGAACGAAAGGUGUCACCGGAGAGACUAGCAGAGCUUGGAGUUUCAAGAUGGUCAAUGUGGAAGACUGGCAAGUGCAAGCUACCAUGGGACUGGCAGGUGGACCAACUGGUUUACAUUGAGGAAGGAGAGGUGAGAGUUGUGCCUGAAGGAAGCAAGCAAUAUAUGCGAUUUGUUGCCGGAGAUCUUGUUCGUUACCCUAAGUGGUUGGAGGCUGACCUCUUCUUCAAUGGUCCAUACCAAGAGCGUUACAGAUUCCGAGCCUAUGGAGAUGAUUAAUAGACUUUGAGUAUGCAUUUCGACAGUUACAUGUAUGCCCUUUUAGCUUGUUUGCCUGUUAUGAGCUUUACCAUGUCAGAUGCUAGGGUGAAGACUAGUUUGUCAAAUCCUAGCCUACAUGUCCAACUUUCAAGUAUUUAACUGUAUCAUAUAUGAGUUCUAAUUCGUAUAUACUGCAAAAUGAAUGUGCUUCCGCAUCAA